Messenger RNA from Guillardia theta CCMP2712, 1350 nucleotides. RefSeq lists its product as hypothetical. Lineage: Eukaryota; Cryptophyceae; Pyrenomonadales; Geminigeraceae. The record is from RefSeq and is a predicted model, not a curated record. Bases 1 to 1350 code for a protein of 449 amino acids. The transcript is spliced from 5 exons.
AUGUCGUACAGGCAGUCCUCGAAGCAGGUGGAGCGCCACAAGCACGUGGGCGAGCUGGACAACCUUCAUCGCUUUGAGAGCGAGGCCAUCGUGACGACCGUCAACGAGAUCGCCGAGGGGGGGCUGAGGCCGCGGACGCAGCUGCUGGACGCCGCGGACUGCCACACGCUGGUGCGGGCCACGCUGACGCUGGGCGGGGUGGGCGGCGGCGGGGAGGAUGGGGCGGGGACCGUGCUGGCCUCGGCGAUGAUGAAGGUGCCCGUGGGCGUGCCGAGCGGGGCGGACGCGGCGACCUCCGCGGCGCUGCUGUCGAAGAUGCUCGGCCCCAACAGCGGCCUCUUCGCGGGGCACGAAGACGCGCGGACGGCGAUGCUCCGGCACCUCCGCGGCCUGUUUAGGGGAGAGCGCAAGAGGACCGGAGGAAGCUGCGAGCAAGAGUAUGAUGAGAGCGUUCGCAACCUGCUGUAUCGGAGAUCAUGCCAAUACACGCAGGGCGAGCGCUCUGGAGGCCACGUCGAAGAGGCCGCCGACCUCGUCGAGAGGGUGAAGAACUUCGCGAAGCGGUAUCCUGGUAGUAGGACAGCUCAUGCUUGCAGAGCUGAGGGGGGAUGCACCCCCGACGCUAUCGCUGAAGCCAUCCGCUCAACAUGUCGGCAGGCGAGACGCGACCUGUUUGAAGACUCUCUGAGGGAAUGGAGCUCAGAGUCGAGAGCAUGGUUUAUACAACAGAUGGAGGAGGCCAAGAAGCAGAAUGUCGAGACAUACAUCGGCACAGAAGGCACCGAGGGGACCUCCUUCAUCUCCAUGACUCUCCUGGGCAUCUCCUCGAUGUAUGUUCGACAAGAAGACAAGUUGAAAUCGAAGCUUAUGGAGCUAGACGACAUCUCAGUCACCGUCUCCUUCCUUCGGAAUGAAGCAGCCAUGGAGCUAUGGGAAGGCAGGAGAGAAUACUGCAUAGACGGCAGAUCGUUCAGAGCCACAGAGGUGAGCAUUGCACAUGACCGGUCCUUCAAGCUUCGAGCCAAGCGAGGACCUUGGGGCAAGGGAGGGAGCCUUGCCGAGCUAUCACAGCUCUUAGCUCUUGGAGGAAUGUCGACGGCCGACAUAGCUCAGAUCUAUCGAUUUCAGCUGCUCUCGCAAUCUCUUGCAGCCGCAGAGGUACAACCACUUGCGGGCAUGCUCGUGCAGGGUCCUGGGGGCAAGUACUGGCACUCUCCAGCAAAAAGAGCUGGAGUGGGUGCUCAGCUCGCCUUCGACGGCAAGUUGCGAGCAGACCUUGGCCUCGUUCAGAGAGAGCGAGGCGAUGGAGGGGUCGAGCUCACAGCCGACACCUUCGUUCCUAGUGGCUAA